Messenger RNA from Staurois parvus, 441 nucleotides. The record is from the annotation of a GenBank genome assembly. Lineage: Eukaryota; Metazoa; Chordata; Amphibia; Anura; Ranidae.
GGGCCCAUGCUGAAAAAGAAGACUACUGUGACUCCUUCUGUGGAGCUGCAUGAGUGCUGCUGGUGUCAGGGAGCAGCAUUUCAUUGAUGGCAUCAUGAAUUCAUAAAUAUACUGCUCUAUAUGGAAAGAGAAGAUGCUACCAUCACAUGACAAUGAUCCAAAACACACAUCUAAGACCACUGUUGCAUUUCUGAAGAAUAACAGGGUGAAAGAGAUUCAGUGGCCAAGUAUGUCUUCUGAUCUGAACCCAAUCGAACACCUUUGGACAAUUCUGAAGAGACAAGUUGAGCAUCACUCUCCAUCCAGCAUCCAGGCUCUAAAAGAGGUAAUUCUUGAAGAAUGGAAAAAGAUAGAUGUUGCAAUAUGUUGACAACUUGUUCAUUCCAUGCCUAGAAGACUUGCCGCUGUCCUUACAAAUCAUGGAGAUCAUACAGAAUACUA